This is a messenger RNA of Neurospora tetrasperma FGSC 2508, 920 nucleotides long. RefSeq lists its product as uncharacterized. Lineage: Eukaryota; Fungi; Ascomycota; Sordariomycetes; Sordariales; Sordariaceae. Bases 72 to 920 code for a protein of 282 amino acids. The record is from RefSeq and is a predicted model, not a curated record. The transcript is spliced from 2 exons.
CCAAACCCAAAAGUCAUACCAACCAACGCAUUUACUCCAACCUCAAGACCAAGAAGACAACAUCCACACAAAUGGCCGACCGUCGUCCCGGGCCCAACUUCAAACCAGCUGCUCCCUCGCGAACUGCGCCUCCUCCACACACCGGACUUUCCUCCGCCGGAGCAGGAGCGGGAGCGGGCGCAAGAGUCGGAGCAUCCGUCCGCCGCAACCUGUUCCAACAGCCACAAUCACAACCAGCCCAUGCAUCCCGACAGCCCACUGUUGUUCCAGAUACUCAGUCUCAAGGACACUUUCAAUCCCAACAAUCCUUUCAGUCUCAGACCUUUCAGACCUCUCACUCUCAAAUCCACCAGAGCAACUUUCAGUCACAUAUACCUCACCCACAAGCUUCUUACCUCACCCAACCUUCUUCCUACUCCGACUCCUACCCCUACCCCCAAGAUCUUCUCAGUCAACAACACCAACAACUACCACAACACCACGAAGAAGACACCAAAAUGACCUCUUCACAAGAAUCCCCACCCUUAACCGACGUCAUCACAGACCCCAACCUCGAAAUAGUCAUCCGCGACAAAGAAACUGGAGAAAUUGACUUGGGCCACGACCCUCCCACGCCCCCCUACGACGAGGAGAUGGAAACGAUCAUGGAGGCCCGAAUGGAGCAGGAGAAGGAAAGGGAGAGGUUGGCGGAUGCGGUGAGGGAGUGGUUGACGGAGCACGAGGCAGAGGGGAGGGGGGAUGUUGGGCCAGAGGGGGCUGGAGGAGGAGGGGGAGGAGAAGGUGCUGGUGGGGGAGGAGGGGGUGGGAUGGAUACUGAAGAUCUCCUGGAGGCAGUCAAGGCGAGCUUGAAGGCCAAGGUCGCGGCGUUAUCGGAAGAUAAUUGGAUGUUUGAGAGAGAGGAGGUACUUCAUUUGCACUGA